ACUGUCUGUCUCUCCCGGAACCGCCAUCACCAUCCUUCUACCUGUCCCCAUCCAGGCCGCACGAGGGCACAUGCAGCCAGGAUAAGCACGCCGUUUGUUUUGUGGGACCCAUUAAUAUUUGUCUCUGCAGCCUGCAGACGCACGAUUAUUGCAUUGGCUGUCAACGGACUACCGCCCUGGACCGGCGACUCCUGAAGCUGAGAAUCAGGUGGAGGUAACCUCUACUUACUUCAACAGCCGCCGACUGCUGCCUUGCGCGACGUCCAGCGAGAGACUCUCUGGUGCUGUUGCGCCUGCCACUCUUUUAUUAUGCUUCGCGAUCUCCGCCAAUUUUCGUUCGCUACUACUACUGUAUUAAUCAUCCCUUCAUGUCUACGGCCACGGGAAAGGUGAAGGAGAGGAAGGAACUCUACGAGCGACUGGCGAAACGCAAGUCCCGAGAUGCCAGGAGCGGUUUCUUUGGAGCAACGCAGGUCGCACCCCGCGACACACAGCGUGAGAGACGACGGAGAUCCGCGACGAGCGCGAGCGAUCUCCAGCUGCAACUGCGACAGAGCCAGAGCCAGAGCCAGAAACCGAGCUCCACUGCAAUCCCCGAAAAGUCGACUGUACGCUUGGUCGAGCCAUCGACCUCGAGCGCAUCCAACUCCUCCACACGAUCCUCCUCCCGCACUUCUUCAGAGGCUCGUCGUCGUUCGCGCAGCAGCGUCGACGACGAGCACGAAAAUGUUACGACACGUGCCCCACGGACCGAGCCGGACGAAAGCCAAGAAAUUGCCAGGGUGCGGGAAACGAGCGACGCUAGCGACCCACUGCCAGGAUCUCCGGCUUCAGGUCGGGAGUUUGAUGUUUCAGACGCGACUCCGCCAGCAAAUGAGCCGCUGGGAACGGGUCAAGAACAGGAUCGAGCACCAAGUCCAACCCUGUAUCCGAACACCUCGCAGCUGACGCUUGCCCGAUCGGAAGGGCACCGUCGAAGUACCUCGUCGGGAUGGGGCUCGCUAUGUUCUACGCUGCAGAGCGGCAGCGAGAUUGCGCUGGUCAAGAGCUUGAGAAGUCAUCCAUCGAGCAGCCUGAGCACGACUCUCCGCGGAACACCUACGCCGGCUGACUACGAGCAUUCGCACGCGCGAACAGUGAGCGACGAGACCGCCAGGUUGUCGUUACAGACACUGCAGGAAGCCUCCCCCGAAUUAACCACAAUUAGAGCAGUCUCAGACUCUGAGACGUCCAUCACACCUUCGCCGCCUGCGCCGCACUCCGGGCCACGCGUGAUACAGGACCCUUCCACCCUAGCCUUCUCGAGACCAUAUACAGCGCCUUCUGUGUCUUCCAACGAGUCGGACUCGCCCGUUUCGCUGCCGCGAACGUCGAGAAGGGCAUAUUCGACAGGGUCGCUACACACGUUGCCAAGCUUAUCUGACCUUCGAGAAGUCACUUCAUCUCCGGUGGUGCAGCUGUAUGGUUCCGAGCCAGCUACGAUCUCAGACGCGGCUCACUCUCACUCGUCAUCGCCUAAUUUCGUCGCGUACAGUCCAAGCGUCGGCAGUAUAGUGCACCACCAACGUCCAAUUUCGCGACCAGGGCGGUUGGCAGCAGCGAGCUCCUUCGAAUCUAUAACCUCACGCUUCGAGCAGGACGACGAAACGUCAUUUCCUGGUCGACGAUUGGCUAGUCAUAGCUCUUGGGCGUCUCUCGAGUCCACCGACACCCUUCCACCUUUAUUCAUCCCGAGGCGGAGAGUACGACACAAGGCUGCGUCCACAUCUCUGUCCUCACAGGCGUCCUCUCAGGCCACUAUCACAAGACCCCGGACAGCAACGCCGACCACCGAUGACACAAUGGGGGAUGAUGAGGAUAUCGACACGCUUCCAUUUCCGCGACGUCCGUUCAGCAACCAGCUCAGCACGAUCGCUAGUGAGAGCGAUGGGCAACGUGGCAGUCACCACCUCAGUCACUGGUCUUUGGGUAGUGGUGUGCUGACCAUAGGUACGGGCGAUCAAACGCCCCUCUCGGCGACAUUCGAUGAAUCUCGACGGCGCAGUGCGCCAGUAGACUCCAUUGCGUCGAGCUUACCGUCCCCAGCAACACGUGGGACCAGUGUGGAGGCAGGGGACAUGACCUUGGGCAUUUUUCGAGAAGAGUCGGCAGUACCACAACCUCUAUUCAAGACCCAGCAUAGGGCGACAUUGGUCAACAAUCCAGGACCGAGCAGUGGCCAUGCUACGCGGAAGUACGAUGGUCCGCUACCCCCACUACCUCCAGUCCCCCAAAACGGCGACGAAGAUGAGCUGGUCGACACUUUAUCCGAGAUGACUCGGCCCUCGCUUCAUCAAAAGCGAUCGGGCUACUCAUUGCGAGGAAAGAGCAAUCACUCCCGGCAGCAAAGCGAGAUCAGCUACGUCGGAAGCGAUCGAAGUAGCCAAAGCACAGGAAUCUUCCCAGUGUGGGCGAGAAACUUCUACAGCGGGCAAGCUCGGCUGUCGAGUAAGCUAUCGUUGAGCAGUCUGUCGACAACAGAACGGGCACGGCCUGCUGCGCAGCAUGGGAGGGGCGACAGCACCUGGACGAGUCAUAGCAUCACCAGCCGGCUGGGUCAAACAUACAGCAGCGAGGAGAAUGUCAGCCCAACCAGCAGUCACUUCUUGCCUGCAAUAUUCCGGUCGGGAACGCGGAAUAACGAAGGCAGUCGCAAAGCCAAGCUCCAUAAAAGCCAAAAGAGCAGAGGCUCGAAAAAGUCUCGGCCGUCGCAUGACGACCGACCGGAUUCGAUGCCAAUCCUUGCAGAUCCUCUUCAGCAGCAGCCUGAAGCCACAAAUGAGGAAGUCUUGCCUUCUGGUCAACCCCGAUGGGGUGUAUUACAGGGCAGCGAGAAUGAGGUGCCGCAACGGGUACCUCGACACAAACCGCUCAGAAAGUACAGCAAACAGAACCAAUGGGGAGAAAUGGAGUUCCCUCGGCCCAUGACCAAAGACCGGCUUUCCGAUUUCAAUGGGACGUUAGCAUCUCAACCCCACCUCGCCCCGAGCAAGCGAAUUUCUCAGAAUCGGCUCUCUUUCUGGCAAGCACCCAGUUUCACUGAAAGUCUCGAUACGCUCAUUCGCUCACGAUGUAAUCGACAGGUGCUGCUUUUCACGUUAGGAUUUGUUCUACCGCUCUUCUGGAUGCUGGGCGCGGUUCUACCUCUGCCGAAAAAGCCGGUGGAUGACAGCGAGCUGGAAAAGGCUGGUGUCUUACCGGGAAGUGAGGAGGAUGUGGCUCAUGCCAUGAUGCGGCAUGAGGCUGGAGACGCUGAACAGAGAUGGCGAGAAGACAGGGUAUAUCGCAAGGCCAAGUGGUGGAGGAUGUUGAAUCGCAUUAUGAGUGUGAUUGGGAUACUUGUGAUUGCCGCUGUGGUCGCUCUCGUGGUUAUAACCGUACGAUAAUGUGUGGCGUUGAACGCCCCUUUCUCGACGAACAAAAAUUUCUCAAGCACGACCAUAAUCCAUUGUUUUCCCUCAUUGACGAUCGAACCGACCGAACCGAACCGAACCGAAGCAUAUUAUUGCACACACGAGGCGAAUCUCUCCCUCUCCCUCUCUUAUGUUAUCUGGACCAAAAAUCUGCUGCGUCACAGCGUUACAAAUCUUUGACCGAAGUGCCCAUCCGGUGGCCUACAUCAGAAGAGACCUUUUACUACAAUCUGACGAUACCCAUGUCAUAUAAUGGAUAUAAUGUGUGCUAUAAAUAAUUUGCAGUGUCCACGAACGCAUCGUCUUCUUAUGCAUACCUUCAUGAUGAUGGAAGAAGUCUUGACGAUCAUUGGCGGCUAGUUUAGAGAGUGGACGGGAGACUAGUAAUUCCUGAACAGGUGCCACCAAUGGAUAUAUAAAUUCAAGAAUCUUGAAAAAAGAAUCCUUCAGGUUCAGUUUCAUCACCGUCAUCUCUCUUUAUCGAUCUAAACCAUCGAGCUCGACCAACUUCCUCACAGCCUUGACAACCUCAUGCUCUCCCAUGUCCAAUCCCGGCUCCUCCAGUUUCCUUGCGAGCAACUCAUCAAACAUCAUCCUCAGUCGACUGACGAGGACACCAAUCCUCGCCCAGCCUCUCAAUCGGACCCAGCCAUCCACCAAGAGCCCUCUGCCUUGGGGAUCAAUCGUGAUGGGACCCGAAAACAUGAGCAGAGAGUACACAUUGAAUGGUGUCAGGUCUCGGAUGAAGACUUUGCUCGUGGCCAUUUUGGUGAAGUAGCUCAUGUAGACGGAAUUACCGGGAAAUGUCUGCGCGUCGAAGAGAGUCGAGGAUGGAUGGACAAAGACGCGUCCGUUUUCUUCGUUGUAGUACUUGAUCAUGCGUGCUUCGGGGUCGAGUUGGACGGCUCCAGAUGCAGAGGCGGCGUAUUUCUUGUUGGGAAAGUCAAUGCGCGCCAGUUGGGGUUGAAAUGAUCCUGCGAUCAGCGCACGAAUAAGCGCCUCGCUGGAGUUAUGGCGGUUGAGGUUCUCUGCUGUUGGUGAUGAGGAUCUGUAGCCAGGGGGUAAGAAGCCAAUCUCUUGGAGAGACGACAGGUAUUGAGCACGAUUGGUGGAUAUGUCCAUUAGUGUUUGGUGGUUGAGGAAAUUCUCAUCGCACCAUCUGCGGAGCGACGAUGUUGGCUGACCGCUCGCCCUUCUGUCUGCCCACUCUUCGUAGGCGUGGAGAUCACAGAUGAGAUCUCCUUGUGUGUUGCCAAAGGCAGCGCGAGCAGACUUGGACUCUUCACGCUUGUCCUUGGGACUGACGAAAGGACUCUUGACGGUGAGCACGGAAGAGAUGGUCAAAGCAGCGUCAAGGCAGCCAAAUGCAGCGCCAUACACAAGCAGCUUUCCGCAGCGUAGGUCGGCAGGAAUCAUGGAUAAGUGCCGACCGAGAGCGGUGAGAUCGGUGUUGUCCAGAGCGCCGAUGCGUGUAAGAAGUUGUAGCGCGCCAGCGACAGCCAGCGUCUCUGGCGGCGUCAGAGCUGAGGCGAGAAACGAUGGUACGUCAACCACACCCAUAGCACGCACCGACAGACAAAGCUGUUCGAGCGGUACACGCCUGAUCUCUGGGUCCGGCCUCUCCGCCAUUUUAGCUUCUGCGGAUCGUGUGUACAGCUUAUAGCAUUCACCUGCGCGCACACGACCAGCACGACCACGGCGCUGCUUGCACGCCGCACGCGAGGCCCAUACUUCGGCGAGCUUCACCAUAUUGUUGGCUGGAUCGAAGCUGGUCUCUUUCACACGACCGGUGUCAAUGACGGCAACAAUGUCCUCAAUGGUGAUGGAAGUCUCAGCAACAUUGGUCGCAGCAAUGACUUUUCGCAUCCCGCUAGGUGCUUUGGGAAAGACUUUCCGCUGCUCAGAGCUCUGGAGUGAUGCGUGAAGAGGCAACGCAUGUAGGUUUGGCACAGACCGCAGGGCUCGCAGGGUCUGGUCAAUUUCGCCUACGCCGGGCAAGAAUAUCAGAAUUCCGCCUUCUGUGUUUCCUAGCACGCGGUCAAUAUGCUCUACAGUGCGAGCGAUGAGCUCGUAAUUGAUCUUGGUGCCAACUGUUCUCAAUGCUUGCCCAAGCCUAGGCUGAGCUCGUGGCGUGGAGGUACCAGACGUAUUGCCGCGGAUCACGUCGUCCAGAGUCAGGUCAGCAAGUGUGUCUGUCGUUUCUUCUUCUUCUGUUGCGCCUCCAAAGCCAGUCAUGCGCAAGAUAUCGUCCAAGUAGAUAUCCUCUACAGGAUAGGUGCGGCCUUGGAUUUCCACCUUUCCAACACUCGACGAAGCCUUGAAGUAGUUCUCGAAUGUUGCGGCAUCAAGUGUAGCACUCAUGAGAAUCAGUUUGAGGUCCUUUCGCUUCUUCAGCACAUCGCGCAACAGGACAAGCAGGAAAUCGGUGUCCAAUGAGCGCUCGUGCACUUCGUCAAUAACAACAUGUGACACAUCUGCCAGGCUUCGCACAACAUCGUCCGUACUACCGCCAGAGGUUUGCAAACGUCGGAGUAGAACACCAGUUGUCACGAAUGUAAUCUUUGUCGUGCCUUGUCUCUGUUUCGACUCGCCGCGAAUUGCGUAUCCAACCUCUUCACCUACUCUGCCGCACCUUUCAUCAGCUACCCUGUCUGCAAGGCCCAGGGCAGAAAUUCGGCGAGGCUGUGUGCAGAUGAUGUUUGCUUGCUCACCGAGGCAGCGGUUGAUCAUAUCAUCUAGGACAAAUUGCACGGAUUGUGUAGACUUUCCCGAACCAGUCUCGCCGGAGAUGAUGGUCACCUGGUUGUUCGUCACGGCCGUCACAAUCGCGUCUUGGAGGUUCCAAGCAGGGAGACUUUGCCUGCCUUGUAGCAUCUUUUGCUGCUCGGGCGUAGACUGCUUGGUUUGCCAAUCUUGAAGCAAACGUUGGCUGACGGCGCUCUGUGGCGACCAUGAUAUUGGCUUUGGCUGUCUCCGUGGUUUUCUCGUAGAAGGCCUGGCCGCUUCUUUCGAGGACGUGGCAGUGGCACUUGCGACCUCACUGAGCUUACCAGGAUCCUCGAUGACCGCAGGAAUGUUCUGUUCGAGCCAAUCUACGAUGCUAAAUAGCAUUUGCACGCCUAGAAAUUCUUCACUAGCAGCAACCAGCACUUUCUUUAAAAUACUCAAGCGGACAUAUGCAGGCAAAUCUGUUUCGACAGACAGUAUAGGCGGCGUGUACGGAUAACCAUUGCUAGGAGGCCGUGCACGAAGCACAAUGGGCUUCUUAGCAGGUGUCUGGAGCUCUAAAGUGAUGGUGCAUAUUCUGUCGUGAUUGGUAAACUUAUCGCCGUAAAUGGACUCGGAUGUAGCCAUUUCUUCGUCCCAGACCUCGAAGUCGGCCUCGGUGCCAUCGGCAGAGGAAGGUUCUUGUCCUAGCAGUCUGGCUUGCAGUACUUCGGCAGCCCGACCUUCUACACCGCUACACGAAUCCAGGACUUCCGAGCACAGCUCCUGGGCAUAUCCUGCAGUAGCCAAGCGAUUGAUCUUGCCUUCGCGUUUCAGGUCACCACUGGCCAUAGUCACACCAGCCAUGUAGUUAUCAGGUAACGUCCAUCGUGGCAGAUCGUCUUCAGGAACAUGAAUCAGAAGCCACUCCAGGCAUUCUUCCUUGUCCUUACAAAUCUCGGCUGCUUCCACAACGUGGCUCCUUCGAAAGCCGAUUCCCGACAGCUCAUCUGCGAUGCUCUCACGCUGGCUCGCCGUCAACGUCGUGCCGUGUGGGUUCCAUGCGCCGCCUUGACGAAUGAGCAACUCGACGCCUCGUCUGGUCCGCUCACCCAUUUCGACCUUUUGCCCCCAGCCUUUCAAGACGUGCUUGCUCUGCACUCGGCCAUCUAGACUGACCACUUCCAACUUCUUGUCCUCGACCUGCUGCUUGACCUUGUCUGCCCGAGCUUUUUCUUUGGCUAGCUUGGCUUCGUCGUGCCUCUUCUUAGCCAGGAACGGAUCUGCCUCGUACAUGUAGGCGUUUCCUUGCGCCACUGCCUCACUCUUCAAGUCUUGAAAGUCGCCUUUCCAGAGGUCGCGAUAGUGGGGAGGGAGCAUCAUGUGGAUAUUCUUCAUGUUGCUCACUCUGAACAGAGCAUAUGCCGCUGCGAAGUGUCUGGCUUCGAGGGCACUUUCUUGCGUUGCCCGCUCCUUGAGGUAGUCUGGCGGUGGCACGAUGGGAGGAAGAGUGACUAGCUCCUGCGUCUUCGGGUGUCUCUGCUUGAUUAUCACGCCGCCCGUCCAGCCUCGUGGAUUGCGAUGCACGGUGUAUUCAGGUCGUUCCCACUUCUGCUUCUGGCAGUGCUCGUUGAACAUGGUCUGAGGCAGCUUGCCUGUCCAUGAUGCGCCGCCGAUCAGCGUUCGCGUGUCCGGUUUCUUGGGCUGUUCCUCUGCGCCAUCUGCAGUCUUCGCCUUGCUACUUCCUGCUGGCAAAGGCUCGCUCUCCGCUGCAGGCUUCCUUGCCUUCUUGGGCUUGCCAUCGCCAAAGACGAUGUAGCUCGUGUCUUCCUCGUUCAGCGUGGCCGCGGUAGGCUUCUUGCUGCCACUCGCCUUGCCUCCCGUCCGGGACGCAUGCGGCUUGUUGACCAUGUCUUCAGGUAAUCAGCGCACCAGCGCAAGGUGGUCUUG
This is a messenger RNA of Sphaerulina musiva SO2202, 8108 nucleotides long. RefSeq lists its product as uncharacterized. The coding region runs from base 369 to 3425 and encodes 1018 amino acids. The record is from RefSeq and is a predicted model, not a curated record. NCBI's taxonomy places the organism in Eukaryota, Fungi, Ascomycota, Dothideomycetes, Mycosphaerellales, Mycosphaerellaceae. The transcript is spliced from 3 exons.